UUGUUUCGUGUGCUGCAGCGCGGGAGUUUCAUUUUCCUGCCUCGUUUUGUUUACACAGCAAAUUUUAUCCCGUCAAAAAUGUAUUUUUUUCGUUUCGACGUAAAUUAUAUGCUAUUUCUCUAAUUUACACUACUCCUGAGACACCAAUUUCCAGCUGGACACAGAAUGGCUGCGACUCCAGUAGACUACACCAUAGGAGGGGUGAAAAUAAACUUCCCCUGCAAAGCUUAUCCCUCUCAGCUGGCCAUGAUGAAUUCAAUCAUUCGUGGACUUAACCAAGGAAAGCACUGUCUAUUGGAGAGUCCUACUGGCAGUGGGAAGAGUCUUGCUUUGCUUUGUUCAGCCCUUGCAUGGCAGCAAGCACAGUUUGAUAAGGUACAGCCGAAUGCAGCAUCCAGUUCGGCCGACUGUAAGAAACCAGAAGUGGUUACUCCAUGUCAAUGUGUGUGCCACAGCCAAAAAGCACACACAACCUUCAACAGAACAGCAUCUAAACCAAAUCUGGUGGAUCUUGCUGGUGAAGGUACUGCUGCUGAAGCUACAACCCCUCUGUCAAAAGGAGUCAAAAGUGACCAGCCUAAAAAGUCGACUUUGUCUUCCCGCCUCUCUGAGAAACUUCAAGCCUCUCUCUCCAAUGGAGAACAAGAUGAUGAUUUUAAGAUGGACAGGAAGCGCAUUCGUACACCAGGCACAGAGCAAAAAAACAGCAAGCGAAGAUGUCUCGAACGAGGAGUGAUUUACAUUGAUGAUGAUGAAGAGGAGGAUGAUCUGGGCAGACCCGUGCCUGGGACUCAGAGUUGGACCAUGGAAUUGAACAGUGGUGCCAAAGCUGCCAGCUGCCAGUCGCAGCCACAGUGUUGUUCUCCCGUGUCUUGUUCUCUCUGUCCUUGCGCCAACCGCAAAGCAGGACAGAAACUGCUUGAAAAGUCCAAGGACAAUGAGAAAGACAAAGAGGGAAGCGAGAGGAAAAAAAUCCCAAAGAUCUUCUUCGGCACUCGUACUCAUAAGCAGAUCACACAGAUCGCAAGGGAGCUGAAACGGACGCUUUACUCCACGGUGCCCAUGACAAUACUGUCCAGCCGAGACCACACCUGUGUCCACCCCGAAGUGGUACCUCAUGCCAACCGCAACGAGCGCUGCAGGGAGCUGCUGGAGGCCCAGAACGGUCUGUCAUGCCGGUACUACCACAAUGUGCAUAAAAUGCGUGAUCAGAGCUCUUUACAGUGGGUUCAUGGGCUAAACCAGGCCUGGGACAUUGAGGAUCUGGUGCGUCUUGGUGGCAAGCUGCGGUCCUGUGCUUACUACGCAGCUCGGGAUCUCAUGCAAGAGGCCUGCAUUGUGUUCUGUCCUUACAACUACCUGCUGGACCCCCUUAUUCGUGAGAGCAUGGAAAUCAAUCUGAAGGAGCAGAUUGUGGUGCUGGACGAGGCUCAUAACAUAGAGGAUUGUGCCCGUGAGAGUGCCAGUUUCACCCUGAAUCAAGCUCAGCUGUUGCUGGCACGUGAUGAGAUCGACGGAAUGGUGACGCUUAACAUACGGCGUGAUCAACACAAGCCACUGCUUGCAUUCUGCUGCAGCCUUGCCAACUGGGUGCAGGAAAGCUGCGAUGGCUUGGAGGAGCGUGAAUUUGAGUCUUCAUGUAAGGUCUGGUCAGGCACGGAGGUUCUUGGCAUCUUCCAUGGCCUUGGCAUCACAGCAGACAUCUUCUCUUUGCUACAGAAAAACCUGGCAGCGGUGCUAGAGAAGGAGGAGCGAAUAGGGAUAGUGAACGGGAGAGAAGACACGGUGCAGGUUCCCACCAUCAGCUCCAAUACUCAGUCAAUGCUCAAAAGCCUCUUUAUGGUGCUGGAAUUUCUUUUCAGGCAAAAUUGCAGGUUUGCAGAUGAUUACCGAGUGGCUCUCCAGCAGAGCUACAUGUGGACAACCCAGCAGGACCUGCCCGAUGCUCAGGGCUUUUUUGCACGACCCCAGCGUCGCCGACAGAGCACCCGCACCAAAACUCUGGUGCACACCCUGAGCUUUUGGUGCCUCAAUCCUGCUGUGGCAUUUUCAGACCUGAGCGAUUCAGUGCGGACUAUCGUGCUAACUUCGGGCACCCUCUCUCCCAUGGGCUCCUUUUCCUCUGAACUUGGCAUCAAAUUCUCUAUCCAGCUGGAGGCCAAUCACGUUAUCAACAAGUCACAGGUCUGGGUCGGUACAGUUGGUGCAGGGCCUCAGGGUCGUAAACUUUGUGCCACAUUUCAGCAUGCAGAGACAUUUGCCUUCCAAGAUGAAGUAGGGGCCCUGCUUUUGAAAGUGUGCCACACAGUGAGUCGAGGGGUUCUCUGCUUCCUGCCAUCCUACAAGAUGUUGGAUAAACUGAGGGACCGCUGGAUGAACACAGGUCUGUGGGAAAAGCUUGAGGAGCGAAAGACUGUGAUCACUGAGCCACGUGGUGGUGGCAAGGGUGAUUUUGAUGCGCUUCUGCAGACCUACUAUGAGGCCAUCAGAGGAACAGCAUCCAACUGUGAAAACAGAGAUGGAGCGCUGCUGGUAGCUGUUUGCAGAGGGAAGGUGAGCGAGGGCUUAGACUUCACCGAUGACAAUGCCAGAGCAGUGGUCACUAUUGGUAUCCCAUUCCCUAAUAUCAAGGAUUUGCAGGUUGAACUAAAGAUGAAAUAUAAUGACAAGCAUGCCAAGUCCCGAGGGCUUCUGCCUGGUGGGCGCUGGUACGAGAUUCAAGCAUAUCGGGCACUAAACCAGGCACUCGGAAGGUGUAUUCGACAUCGAAAUGACUGGGGGGCACUUAUACUGGUGGACGACCGGUUUAAGACGAACCCAAACAAAUACAUCACAGGCCUGUCAAAAUGGGUGCGUCAGCUAGUGAGGCACCAUGACACCUUCACUGGCGCCAUGCUGUCCCUGGAGUCCUUUUCUCAAGGCCAGCGGGGGGCAGUAGAGACCUUCGAAGAAACACAAUCUCAGGCUGUCACUCAAUACCCCAGCCCUUCCAAUGUUACCUCUCCCCCUCCUGAGAUAAUCACCCCCAACAAGCAAUUUGACCCUCAGCCUGCACCACUAAACCUACACACCGAGAUGCAGGCAGCCAACUCUGAGAGCAGGUCUUCUGAGUCAGGUGACCAAAAGUGUAUACAGCAUCCAUCUGAACCUACCAUAUUGCCUAGCAGAAAACGUAAUGUCCACAGAACAGUAUGGCCUACAGACCAUCUAUUCACCUCCUCUCCAGUCAGUAGCCAAUUCAAGACUUCUAUUUUUCAAAUCGAGCAGGGUGCAAAUUCAGUGAACAACAAACAACUUCAGCAGGGACUUAUUCCUGCGCUUUCUGUGACACCAAAGAACCAAAUAAAUGGCGCUCCUGACCUAAAUGACAGCUCAUUGGAACCUCAGCUUGAGCAGCUCUUUGUGAUCCCUAGCUCUACGUUGAAGCUGAACACCAGUGGAAUGGACCUUGAUGACACUGAAGAGGGUGAACAAAGUAUCUUCUACAGCCCUGAGCUGUUUGAAGGAGACGGGGAAGAGAAGGAAGAGUCUACUGAGGUGGAAAGAUCUCCUGCAGAAGUCAGCCAUCCUGCUAGCAGCACAGCCAGCAUUCUUUUGGACGAUCUGUUUGGUUUAGAGCAGGGAAAGAGGACACUCUCCAAAGACAUUGUGAACAGCACUGUCCCAGACAACACAUUAUUAAAGGGUUGUGUAGAGCAGAAAGAAUCAUACUGUAGUGCAGACUUUGAGAAUGUGUCUGCCUCACAAAAUGACGCCAACAGUAGUCGGUCACGUAGACUCUCCAGAUCUAGGCAGAAAAGGCCAAGCACAUCAGCAGCAUCAGGUAAACUCACCAACUAUUUUAAAAUUGUGCCCCCAACCAGCCAACCAUGCAUCAUCACAGUUGAUGACUGAUAAUGUUCAACUUUGUGUUAUUUUGUACACUUAUUUGGUGCAAUAAUGUGUAUUUUAUCCGAACCACAAAAACAAAACACAUGGCCGCUGAUUUGUCUUUAAUAUGUUCCCAAACGCAUAUCUUUUAUAAGAAUUGUAUCUUUUAUAAGAAUUAUUAAAAAUAAGUGACAAGUGCA
Messenger RNA from Pimephales promelas (fathead minnow), 4070 nucleotides. The record is from RefSeq and is a predicted model, not a curated record. NCBI's taxonomy places the organism in Eukaryota, Metazoa, Chordata, Actinopteri, Cypriniformes, Leuciscidae.